AUGUCUUCUUCCUGUGAGCGGGAAUUUCGAGAGCGGUCCCUGAAGAUGACAAAUGAGCUGGAGCCUGGAGAUGAGGAGCUGAGCCGCCUGAAGGAGGAGAAUGAGAGGCUCCGCUCCCUGACCUUCAGCCUGGCGGAGAAGGACAUUCUGGAGCAGAACCUGGAUGAGGCCCUGGAGAGCAGGCAGGAGCUGGUGAACCGCAUCCACUCUCUGAGGGAGCGGGCCAUGGCCGCUGAGAGACAGCGAAAGCAGUACUGGGAAGAGAAGGAGCAGACCCUGCUCCAGUUCCAGAAAACCAAGGUGGACUGCGAAAUGUACAGGGAGAAGAUGAACGUCCUGCAGAGCCAAGUGGUCGAGCUGCAGAAGGAGCGGGACCAGGCCUACUCAGCAAGGGAUGGAUCCCAGAUGGAGAUUUCUCAGAACCUGGCAGAGAAGGACGCACUCCGCAGGAAGGUGUUUGAGCUGACAGACCAGGUCUGCGAACUGCGCCAGCAGGUCCAGCGGCUACAAGUGCAGGCCGAGUCGCUGCCAGGGGUGAGCUCUCAGGAGGCGGGAGCCAGGGAGCCCUGUCCGAAGAGGAAGCAGCGGCUGGUGCGCAUGUUUGCUCUCUGCCCGUGGGACGACAGUGACGGCAGCUCCUCUGAGUCUCAGCUCUGGUCUGACCUGAGCACCACGUCCAGCCGAGAGCUGGUGGAUAGCUUCCACUCCAGCAGCCCUGUGCCUCCCAGCCAGCAGUUCCUGUACAAGCGGGCCACAGAGGACUUCUGGGAAGACCCCUCGUCUUUCAGUGGCUGCCCCAAAACCCUGGAGGUGGACCAGGGAGGCUCCCUGGGUGCUAAGAAGGGUGAUGCAGAUUUGGAUUACGAGAUUGUAGAUAGGGCAGACCUCCCUGAGUCCGAGAACAUCCUGCAACUGUCUUCUGGGGGCCUCCACCUCGCCGCCAGUGUCCUGGUGAGGCGGAGGCCAGCCCGCAAGAUCCUGAGCCAGGUCACGGUGCUGGCCUCGGGGGACACGCUGCUGGAGCAGAUAAGCGUUAUUGGCGGGAACCUCACAGGCAUCUACAUUCAUCGGGUCACCCCGGGCUCCGCAGCAGACGAGAUGGUCUUGUGCCCCGGCACCCAGAUUGUGAUGGUGAGUGUGGCACCAACCCUCGAGCCCCCAGGAUCCUCUCAGGGGUGGGGUCAGUGGGAGGGGCAGGUAACCCAGGAAGCCACAGCUCAGCAGCUGCUCAUCGCCCUCAUCCAGGACAUGGCUCAUCAGAGCACCAUGGCCCACAAGCAGCCUUCUGGGGGAGCCCAGAAGCUGGUCCGCAUCGUCGGUAUGGACAGAACCAAGGCCAGCCCUCUGUGGUCAUCCUUUGAUGGGGGCCAGUUGGACCCAAGCCAGGUAGAAGGUGAGGCGGACCCCUCCACUGUGUGCUUCUGGGCCGAAAGCUACUUCACCCUGGUGCCCUACACCCCGGUGCACAGCCACAGGCCCAGCCGGCCCCGGCCAGUGCUCUUCGUGCCCAGGGUGGUCGGGAAGAUCCUGAUGGAGAAGCUGUGCCUCUUCCAAGGGUAUAAGAAGUGCCCAGCAGCAUACUUGAGCCAGGAGGAGUAUGAUGCCUCCAGCCAGAGAGGGGACAUCAUCCAGGAGAGGGAGGCGCCUGGUGGUCGCUACUGUGUCACCUGCAGAGCAGUCGAGUCCCUCAUGAGAAAGAACACCCACGCCCUCCUGGAUGUCCAGCUGGACAGUGUCCGCGUCCUGCACAAGAUGGAGAUCUUCCCCAUCAUUAUCCACAUCUCCAUCAAUGAGAAGGUGGCAAAGAAAUUCAAGAAGGCUCUGCAGCAGCUCGGCACCGCAGAGAACCAGCUCCUGGAGGCUGCCAGGCAAGAGGAGGGUGAGCUGGAUGAAGUGCCCUGUCUGUACAGCAGCCUGGCCCCCGACAGCUGGAGCGACCUGCAUGCCCUGCUCAGCUGUGUCCGCCUGGCCAUUGCAGAUGAGCAGAAGAAGGUUGUGUGGACAGAGUAGAGGCCUUGCUGAUGGCCCCUGU
Molecule: messenger RNA, 2032 nt
Organism: Aethalodelphis obliquidens (Pacific white-sided dolphin)
Lineage: Eukaryota; Metazoa; Chordata; Mammalia; Artiodactyla; Delphinidae
Gene: CARD14
Product: caspase recruitment domain family member 14
Cellular component (GO): cytoplasm
Molecular function (GO): CARD domain binding
Source: RefSeq, a predicted model, not a curated record